Procambarus clarkii (red swamp crayfish) is the source of this 2898-nucleotide messenger RNA. Lineage: Eukaryota; Metazoa; Arthropoda; Malacostraca; Decapoda; Cambaridae. The record is from RefSeq and is a predicted model, not a curated record.
UGCCGAAGAUGUUGAGAGUUGCAUCACCUCUCCUGUUGACUGGUAUAUUCUCCCUCAGCAUCACUCAUCCCUUUCUCCUUCAUGAAAAGCGGGAAACCGAAACUCUUCAUGCAAUUAAGGCAGUAAUGGAAACAGGAUCAGACCCUCGAUGCUCCGUUUUCUGUGUUGCUGAUGGUCACCCUGAUUCUUCCUUUGUCUUGAGGGAUUUUAUGAAAUCCUGGGCUUCCGGUGGUGUGUCCUUGUUCGAGGUGCCAGUGGAUGGCUUGGACCCUAACAUGACACAGAUUCAGUUCUCUCUGGUGGUCUACAAGGCUCGACAGCAACAGCUGCGGCAGGUGUCGUGGUGCGUGACGGUGGUGGUGGUGAGCGACGACCUCGCCUUCCUCGCCGCCUUCGCCCAGUGGUCCCUCAAGGGACGCCUGCUGGUGUGGUCGACUAGGCUUCUCGCCGUCACCCGCCUCCCUCUCCGGCACCUGCAGGUCCUCCACGGGACCUACUCCAAGACUAACUCCAUGUUGCUUAUUGUGGAAGAUAUUCCCCUAAUUACCAGGUGCAGAAUCUACAUGUACCUGCCCUAUACCUCUCCAGGGGACCCGCCAGUUCUACUCGCCUCCUGGACACCCGAGCUUGGUCUCACUCUCACCACCAACAUUUCCAUCUUUCCUGACAAAUACACCAAGUUCAGGCAACAGCCGACGUUGCUAGCAGCGACUGGACCGCUAUAUUACAAGCAAGAGAAGAAGGCCCGCAGUGAGGGGCGCCGUAUAAACGAUAUGUUGGACUACUUGGCUCAAGGAAUGAACUUUUCGAUAGUCACCAGAUGCCACGUCAUCCUAUUACUAACACUUAUGAUACCACAGGUUGCAUUAAGAAAACGUGAUCUGGAGAUACAACGUGAACACGAUAAGAAGCAAGCCGAUAAUGCUCUAGAAUACCGUAGAAGAGAACUCGACUUGGAAAUAGCACACCUCACUCGGCGCCAACAAACAGCCAGUCCUCCAGCAAGCUUUAGCAUCUUCCAGGCAAUUGAGGAAUUCUUUCGACGUGUUCCUGCUCCCAUCCGACUUCACUUAGCAGACAAAGAGGAAACCGACGUCAUCAGAUGUGUGAAGUCUGCUGACACCUACAGUCUUAUACACAUGUUAACAGCUGACACAUCUUCCAGUGAGAAGUCUUGGUCUGAUUAUGACAAGGAAGCAGACAUCGCCAUUGGACCGUUUGGUUUGACUGAGAGCCGCACGGAAGUAGUGGACUUUACUUGGCCAAUCACCAUACAGUAUUCCGUGAUCAUUGGUGCUCGAGGACAGCCGGUGAUAGAUCCUUGGGGCUUCGUGGUGCCCCUUGAGCCCAUGGUGUGGGUGGCCAUCCUGACGACACUGUUGAUGGUGUCUGUAAUGAUGGUGCUGGCGUCGUUAUGUUCCUCAAUCAGGACUGAUAUAGUGCACACCUGGGAGAAGGACACUUUUGACUUGAGUCGAAUAUUAUUACAACAAGACUACAGAGCAUCGGCUAUCGUGGGGUGGAGGCGGCUGGUGUUGCUCUCAUGGAUGACUCUGGCUCUAGUUGUAAGCAGGAGCUACCAGGGCGACCUGAUGUCAGGCCUGGCCGUGAGGUAUAUCCACCAGCCCUUCCAGACCAUACGAGACGUCCUUGAUCAUCCCUCCAUAACCAUGCUGUGGCAGACGAACUCCACCAACGUCCAGUACAUUCAUUCUUUGGAGUCUGGCAUCUUCCGCGAGGUAGCAGAGGCUGAGGCCAAGGGCCGCCUCAAGUACAAGCUGCUGUCUGAGUUUCCUCAGGCACUAAGCACUUUAGUGAGGCGUGGAGACCACGUCCUCGUGGAUCUGGAGAACGUCAUAACCUUGAUCAUCGGGCAGUACUUCACUCGCACAGGACGUUGUGAUUUUUACUCCUCAAGAGAGAGGUUUCUCCCAAUAGUGCUGUCCGCGAUCGGUAAGAGGGACAGUCCCCUAGUUCCUUCCCUCAGUAAAAGAAUCAUGUCGCUGACAGAAGCUGGACUUUACAACAAGUGGUUCAAUGACAAUGUCCCAAAUGGUACGUCUUGCGUUCACCCUCCUAGCAAGAUCACAGUCAGCACCCCGCACUCCAUCAGGAACCUCUGGGGUAUGUUUGUUAUCCUCAUAUGUGGUUAUCUUCUUGCUGUGAAUGUUAUGUGCAUCGAGGUAAUUGUUCAUCACUGUGCCUCAAGGUCGUCAGUCAACACUUUGGUUUAAGGUGAUUAGUCAAAACUAUACUUCAAGGUCCUCAGUCAACGAAGAUUAUAAUUCAAACUUCGGCAGAAGAAGUUGAACGUCUUUAAUCUCUCGUUACUUUUCAUCAGAAGUAAAAGUCUGCUCAUUAAACGGUUUAACAAUUGCAGUGUAUGUUUGUGGAACUGUAUUAGAGCAAAAUGCAGCAGAAUCUAACUGGCUUUACUCCUAUACACGGAAGAGCAUAUCAAAUUAAUUAUUCUUAUGAAACAUAGUAGAAACUAGUUAAAUAUGAAAAAGCAAAUAGUGUUUCCUACGUCAGUGAUAUCGUCAAUGACAUGACGGAAUCAGAGUUACACAUCUGUGCGGUCAGGCGAGAAAUUUCCUUCCGCAGCGCAGAGUUUAGCUAGGGGUAUAGGAAAGAUCUCAUACGGCAUCAACUCAACACGAAGAAGGAAGCCCUCCAAACCCUUACAGAGCAAGCUGAAUAUCAGUUAAUCAAAUGGACCCAGUACGACAUCCCCAACCAACUCAAACAAAACAUCAACAGUGAACUAUCAAGCCUAAAACAACAACACAAAACUCAUGUCGAUACGAGGACACUCCGAAAGCCGACAGCCCUCAUUAUGACAGCCUUAUCGACUAAUUUGAUUUCAUUUCAAUAUACUCUUAAUAAUAAAUGUGCAAA